AUGGCUACAGCGUCGAGUCCCGAAAAGGUAGACAGCUUGUGGGCAACCACCACCAAGGUGGAAACUAAUGAAAAAUCUGGGAACACGGUCUCUGCGACUUCUUCGUCGGCGACAGCUACCGUGGCGGAGACCGACUGGGAUGACAAGGUCGGGAGGGCGGCACGGCGAAAAGUCGACAGCACGGUCCUUCCUUUACUCUUCCUGGGCCUCCUCGUCUUCCAGUUGGACCGCAUGAACAUUGCCAGUGCCCUCACCGGUGGUCUGAAGGCAGAUAUCAACAUCGACCAAUCCACCGUGAACCUCGGGAACCAACUCAUGUUCAUGUCCAUUGUCUUGCUAGAAAUACCCUUCAAUAUGGCACUGCAGUGGCUCGGUCCACGCAAGUGGCUUUCGCUCCAGAUCUUCAUCUUUGGCCUGAUCGCCACACUCCAAGUGUUCGUCAAGAACCGGGCGGGCUUCCUGGCUGUGCGCUGCAUUCUCGGACUGGCGGAAGCCGGAUACAUUCCCGGCGGUGCAUACACCCUGUCGACAUGGUACACCAAGAAACAACUGGCGCGACGUGUCGCCAUCUUCUUCUUUGGCAUGUUUGGCGGCAAUGCCAUCAGCCCUCUGCUCGCAUCGGGCAUCCUCAAGCUUGACGGUGUACAUGGCCUUAGGGGCUGGCAGUACAUCUUCCUUAUUGAAGGCCUGUUCACGGUCGGGGUCUCAGUCCUCAUGUUCCUAUUCCUUCCCGGCUCCCCUUCCCAACCCCGCCCACUUGGCACACCCGGUUUGAUCCGUUUCAAGGCCGUCGAGACCCAGUACCUCCAAGACUGCCUGGAAGCCGACAGUGACGAACACAACUAUGGCGCCUCAGGCAUGAAGAUCCCUUGGAAGCUGGUCUGGGACACGGUCUCGCAUUACAAGCGCUGGCCGCACUAUGUUUCCACCUUUGCCGUGUUCUCGACCUGGGCACCACUGACAACCUACACGCCGUCAAUCGUCAAGGCUCUUGGUUUCGAUACAAUCUCAGCCAACGCGCUUGCAGCCGUUGGCCCGGCCCUCUCUCUGCUCGUCGUUUUCCUCUUUGCGUGGCUCAGCGAUCGCACAAACCGCCGCGGCGCGACCGUCAUCGUCGCGCAGGUCUGCUAUCUCAUCGUCCUCAUUGUCGCCCGCCAGGCCCAGCCGCACGUCGGCAAGUGGUCCCGCUGGGGCCUGUGGACUGCUGUCAACGCGUUUGCGGUCGGUUACCACCCCGUGCACAACUCGUGGGUGCAGCUCAACUGCCAUGAUCCGCGCGAGAGGAAUAUCAGUAUUGCCAUGUGGGUCAUGGCGGCCAUCUCAGGCCUCAUGUGCGGCUCGCAGUUUUACCAGGGCUCGGACGCGCCGUUCUACAACAAUGGCCUCCGCACCCAGAUCAUCAUGGUCGCGGUGGGUAUCGCCGCGGCCGCGGCACAGAUUGUCAUCUACGUGACGCACAACAGGCUCGUUGAGGAGGGCAAAGGUGUGUCCAAGGACGGCUCUGCACCGCGCGUUUACGUGCCCUGA
Molecule: messenger RNA, 1527 nt
Organism: Apiotrichum porosum
Lineage: Eukaryota; Fungi; Basidiomycota; Tremellomycetes; Trichosporonales; Trichosporonaceae
Exons: 6
Coding region: 1-1527 (508 amino acids)
Biological process (GO): transmembrane transport
Cellular component (GO): membrane
Molecular function (GO): transmembrane transporter activity
Source: RefSeq, a predicted model, not a curated record